Messenger RNA from Mytilus trossulus (common blue mussel), 902 nucleotides. RefSeq lists its product as uncharacterized. NCBI's taxonomy places the organism in Eukaryota, Metazoa, Mollusca, Bivalvia, Mytilida, Mytilidae. The record is from RefSeq and is a predicted model, not a curated record. The transcript is spliced from 6 exons. Bases 111 to 902 code for a protein of 263 amino acids.
GAGUUACAUACACAGACACCUACAUUCAGUCCUCGUUAACAUGUAGUGCACAGUUUAGUUGUGUGAGUAAAUGCCCGUUUGGAUACAAAACGGGAGAAAAUGGCUGUCCAAUGUGCAGAUGUUUGCAACAUAUUUCAGAAAAACAGCAUUUAACUGUAGCCGAUAGAUGCCCAGAAGCAACAAGAUGCAGUGAGAUGUGUCCAGAGGGAUAUACAUUGAAGACUGUAGUCGGAAGAGAAUGCCCUAUAUGUCAAUGUGUCAGAAUUAUAACAGAGAGUGUACAAAGUCAAUUGGGAAGUUGUACUGGUCCAGAAUGUUCAUCAGGUUCAAUUCAUCAUGCAACAAUGAAAGAAAGGUGUCCUGAUACUUUUAGAUGUGAUGAAAUAUGCAAUCAUGGGUUUUCCUUGCGAACAGUGACUGGCCAAGAAUGUCCCGUGUGUCAGUGUGCUGUUGUUACAGAUAGAAUAACUAUGGCGAAAAGUCAAUCAGCAUCUAUUGAAGGAAAGAACGUUAUAACUAGUAGCAAAUCAUCCAAUAGUACUAUAGUCAGUGGUAAUGUGAGAACACAUAGUUCCGGCGGAAGUACAAUAAUGAAUGGACCUUCAAGAAGCAUGUUCUUGCACGAGUCAUUAACAGGUCAUGUGCCAUUAGCUGGGACUAUCAAUGGGGACUAUUUACAUCAAUCACUAUCUCACAAUUUACCAUUAGCUGGAGAUUUAACUGACAGGAACUGUAUAGGUCCUACAUGUUCUGCCAAAAAUGGAAUGCAUACAGGAAGGACGGCCCAGAUCCAAUCUAGUCGGUGUGAUGAUAUAUUGACUUGUGUAGUGGAAUGUAAACACGGAUAUAAACUUGGUAUCAAAGGAUCGGACGGUUGUCCCUCUUGUACAUGUCUUAAAUAA